Stegostoma tigrinum is the source of this 1421-nucleotide messenger RNA. It is a transcript of the gene rab20, whose product is annotated as RAB20, member RAS oncogene family. Gene Ontology annotation, cellular component: endomembrane system. NCBI's taxonomy places the organism in Eukaryota, Metazoa, Chordata, Chondrichthyes, Orectolobiformes, Stegostomatidae. The record is from RefSeq and is a predicted model, not a curated record. Gene Ontology annotation, molecular function: GTP binding; GTPase activity. The transcript has 2 exons. Gene Ontology annotation, biological process: intracellular protein transport. The coding region runs from base 77 to 760 and encodes 227 amino acids.
AAAAGUUUUAGGAAGAAAGCGCGCAGGGUGCGGGGGGAAGCAGUAGGAUCCCAGGGUGAGAGCGGACCCGGCCAGGAUGAUGAAGCCCGAUGUGAAGCUUGUGAUUCUGGGUGAUAUGAAUGUUGGUAAAACCUCUCUCCUACAUCGCUACACCGAGCGCCGCUUCCAGGAAACGUUCAGCACGAUCGGCGGAGCUUUCUUCCUGAAACAGUGGGGGCGGCACAGUGUGUCCAUCUGGGACACGGCAGGACGGGAGCAGUUUCAUGGAUUGGGCUCCAUGUACUGUCGAGGAGCAGCUGCUGUGAUCCUCACUUACGAUGUGACGAACCGCCAGAGUCUGCGGGAGCUGGAGGAGCGGUUUCUCAGCCUGACUGACACUGCUCAGCCAGACUGCAUCUUUGCUGUGGUGGGCAAUAAAUGUGACCUGACCGAUGACUGUGUGGAGACUGAUGACACCCAGGGACCAGUUCCAACAUCUCCUGCUCCCAGAGCCAACAAACAGGUCUUCAAAGAGGAUGCAAUUAAUCUCUAUAAGCAACUCCUUAAAUACAAGAUGCUAGAUGAAAAGGAUUUCCCACUGGCAGAGAAAAUGUGUUUUGAAACCAGUGCCAAGACGGGCUACAAUGUCGAUCUGCUCUUCGAGACCAUUUUUGAUCUGGUGAUAGCUGGCAUUACGAAGAAGCCAGUGAAAUCCUCUGACACCGUGGACCUGAAACAAAGUAUGAAUUCUAAACCCAGGAAAUCAUCCUGCUGUACUUGAGGGAAAUGGGUUGAGUGUUCUGUUUCUCCUGCACCUUCCCUUGGAGGGGAAAUCCCACUUCACGAUGCAGCGUAAAUUCUGAUGGAGUUGAACUGUGUUCCACAUGCCGUGUGCUUGGAGUGAGACCCAAAAAGGCCAGAUGCUCAUUUUUGCCAUUGUUCCUGUUCCAGAGCAGGUUUAAUGCUGUGCCACCAUGUGAUGGAAUAAACAGAAAGGAGAAUGCCACCCCUCCGAGGGGUCAUAAAUGUUUGACAUUGCCUACUGUCUGUCCAGAGCAUUGUCACCCACUCAAAGUGGGAGCUGUUAUCAAUCAUAUGCUCUAUCAUUGACUUGUGUGGUUGGGAUUAACUCGCUAAUGAGCAGUGUUAGAGGUUAAUUUGACAGGUAACUGAGUAGACUGCUUAGAGCUGGUUUCGACCAGCUUUAGUAUUGCUGAGGGGAGCAGUAGAGAUUGGAUUGUCUCACUCUGUUGUCAAACCGCAAUGCAAUUGCUCAGCUGGUUAUAGACAACUGGAUAGAUUUUCCUGCUGCACAUUAAUGAUCUUAAAUCAGAGACCAAGCUGUGAUGUGAUUAAUGUGACCUUUCCUGACAGAUUAUAAUAAACAAUUUUUCUUACAAUUUUUAAGAAUAUGUAAACAUUAAAUUAACUUUCAAACUGUU